UGAGCAGUCGUUAAUUUUAUUAUUUUGGGGUAGGUCUUACGGUACUUAGUGGUUAGUUUAAACGUUGCAUCGACGGGAAUCAAUCGUGUUACAAAUUUAAAUGUAUCUAGUUGUGGGAAUACGUUUAAUGUGUGGAAUAUUUUGUUGUAAAAACGGAAGUGAUAACGACUAUCUGGGAUUGUUCGAGCUUCGCACAUUAUUCUGUAUUUGAAUUGAUCGCUCGUUGCACAUGUAAUUAAUGUAAUUGAAAACAUGGAACUUCGGUGCCAAAUAAUUAUAUUUAUAUGUGUUCUUCCCGUGCUGUGUGUGUGCUUAAAGAGAGGAGAUGAAGGUGUUUGUCUCGUUUCACGCAGAUUACGAAAACCAGUAUUAGUAUGCUGUAAUGAUUGGGUGUAUAAAAACUCAAGAUGUCGACCAAAAUGUAAAAAUGACUGUCCAGGAGGCGAAUGUGUUGCUCCCUAUAAAUGUGUGUGCAAACCACCGGACAUACUAAACGAUAAAGGUGCUUGUGUCCCGAAAUGCGAUUUUCCUUGCGUUAAUGGAACGUGUACAGGGACUAACACGUGUUCAUGUAACAGCGGCUACACAAAAAUGAGCCAGUAUGAAUGCAUACCAGAAUGUAAACAGCCCUGUGUCAAUGGCAUCUGUGUGGAGCCUGAUGUUUGCCGGUGCUUAGAAGGACAUACACCGAUAAGCAAAACGGAAUGUGAACCAAUAUGCGAUGAAUGCGAAAAUGGCAAAUGCGUUGGCCCAAACGUUUGUGAUUGUAACACCGGCUAUGAAAAGAAAAACGGAAGAUGUGAACCAAAGUGUGAUAGUGCAUGUUAUAACGGGUAUUGCUCAGAACCAAAUAAAUGCACAUGUAAUUCGGGAUUUCAAAUCGAUUCAUUGGAUAGAUUUAGUUGUCGACCGAUAUGCGACUCACCUUGCGUAAAUGCUUCCUGUGUAGCACCAAAUAUAUGCAUAUGCAAUCCAGGAUACGAACCAGUUAGUGCGUCAAUUUGCAAACCUAAGUGUAAUUUUUGCUCAAACGGUGAUUGUAUUGGACCGAAUGAAUGCCGUUGUCAUGAAGGUUAUACCAUGAAAGGUGGAAUAUGUAAGCCCGUGUGUUCAACUGCUUGUACUAAUGGAGUUUGUUCAGCUCCAGAUACGUGUUCGUGCAACUCAGGUUAUGAAACAUUUAAUGCGUCAAUUUGCAAACCAAUAUGUAUCUAUUGCUCAAACGGUGAAUGUAUUGGACCAAACGAGUGUCACUGUCAUGAUGGCUAUAUUAUGAAAGGUGGCAUUUGUAAACCCGUGUGUUCAAGUACUUGUAUUAAUGGAAUUUGCUCAGCUCCAGAUACUUGCAAAUGUGUCCCAGGUUAUGUAGAUAAUCCAUUAGAUAAAUUCACCUGUCUCCCUAUUUGUGAGUCGAAAUGUGUUAACGCUUCUUGUGUCGCACCAAAUAUGUGUAAAUGCAGCCCAGGAUAUGUACCAGUUAACGAGUCGACUUGUAAGCCAAAAUGUAAUGAUUGCUCCAAUGGUGAGUGCGUAGGCCCUAAUAAAUGCCAAUGUCAUGAAAACUACACUAUGGUAGGUGGUAAAUGUAUGCCCUUGUGUAGUCAAGCAUGCAUCAAUGGAUAUUGCUCUGGACUAAACACUUGUGCAUGUAAUGAUGGUUUCGAAUUAAGCAAUACAGAUCCAUUUCAAUGUCACCCGAUUUGUUCACAUAAAUGUAUCAACGCAACUUGUACAAGUUUAAAUGUUUGCAAAUGUUUGGAUGGAUAUGAAAAAGCCAACGAUAAUUUCACGUGUAAGCCAAAAUGCUCAGACUGUGAUAAUGGAAAAUGUGUUUCGUCUGAAGUUUGUUUCUGCAACGAAGGAUACAAGAUGGAGGGCGGUAAAUGCACAGCGAUUUGUUUCAAAACAUGUAAAAAUGGAUAUUGCAAAUCGCCUAAUGAAUGCGCCUGUUUAAAUGGUUACGUGAAGAGUUCCGAUGAUUCUUCAGUCUGCGUCAAGUCCUGCGCGAGUUCCUGUAAUAAUGGAACUUGCAAUAAUGCAGAUGAAUGUAUAUGUGAUCCUGGUUUUGGAAAUAAAAAUAACUCAUGCGAACCUAUAACAAUUGUGGAAUGCAACAGCUGUGGACACAAUUGUACAGAUGAGGAGUGCCGCUGUAUGGACGGCCGCAUUUGUAUCUACAACACUGAAACCGCUAAAGUUGCCUCGCCUACUGGGUUAGCUGGUCUGCAGCUAACAUGGCUGUUGGGAGGAUGCGUAGGUCUCUUGUUAAUCAUUUUGGUCAUUGGUGUGAUUGGGCAUAUGUGGCGGAAACGUCAGGAAUACGUAACCAAAACAGUGGACACUGGUAACGCAUAUGGAAGUGUUGUCUACACCGUGCCGGAUACCCUGAGGAAUCGAAGCUACCCCGAUAGCGAAUUCAAUGAUCUACAUAAAGAAGUCGUUGAAGAAGCAGACGAAGACGACGAAACGACACAAGCGGCCGAACAGCUUUUAGCGAGCAAAAUAGUAUUCGAACACGAUAAGUUCUAAUCAAUAAUGAUUCUCUGAAUUGACACUUGUAAAAUAUAUUGUUUUAGUUUAUAAAUUCAAAAUACAAAAAAAAAACGUGACGGUCUGUGAUUUUCAAAUGAACUUAUAAAUUAAUAAUCGGCUACAAUAAAAUUUAAUUGAUGCUCCUAUUUCAUUAAUAUAUAUUCAAUAAAUAGUGAUAGGAAAUUGUCGGCUCAGUAAAAUCGAGCUGUAUUCUUGAAUUGGGACUGUUUAUAAUUAAAUAUUAAUUAAAAUUGACAUACGAUAAAUCGAAAUACAAUAAUUGAGGAGCAAUAUCAGAGAAGUCUUACUAACAGUUUUUUGAUGUAUUUCAAGUACAAUAUAUAUAUAUAUAAAUAUAGUUUUGUUUAUUCUAUUGUUUUGGAAAAUGUUUAAUGUACAAAAUAUUUUUAUAAGUUUUUUUAUCUAAUGUAAAUAUUUAUUUUCGAGAUCUAUUCAGAAAUAUGCAGAGAAUCAGAUUAUACAAAAAUAUGUUUUCGAUAGCGAAAGAUUAUUACUAACCAGAUUAGACAUAGGAAAAGAAAACUUUAUAAUGUUAAAAACUAAAAUAUAUUUCACUUAAUAUAAUAAAUUAUUGGCGAUGAUACUUUUUUUGCAGAUAACUGUCUUAACUUGACUAUUUGUCCAUUGACAAACUACUUAAAGAUGUUUUUACUGUGAUUUGCUGUUUUGUAAAUAACAAAAUAUAUUUAUUACGAAUUAU
This is a messenger RNA of Vanessa tameamea, 3253 nucleotides long. Its product is annotated as multiple epidermal growth factor-like domains protein 10. The record is from RefSeq and is a predicted model, not a curated record. The transcript is spliced from 6 exons. Lineage: Eukaryota; Metazoa; Arthropoda; Insecta; Lepidoptera; Nymphalidae. The coding region runs from base 253 to 2529 and encodes 758 amino acids.